UCCUCAAUUUUCUCCUUACCUCUCUGCCUCCGUCUCUCUUCUCUUCUAGAAAUUUCAUCGUCUCCGAUCAAUGGCUCCCAAGGCAGAGAAGAAGCCGGCAGAGAAAAAGCCGGUGGCGGAGAAAGCCCCUGCCUCUGCUGAGAAGAGGCCAAAGGCUGAGAAGAAGAUCUCCAAGGAAGGCGGCGAUAAGAAAAAGAAGAAGAUAAAGAAGAGUACCGAGACCUAUAAGAUUUACAUCUUCAAGGUCCUUAAACAGGUUCAUCCCGAUAUCGGGGUCUCCAGCAAGGCCAUGGGCAUCAUGAACAGUUUCAUCAACGACAUCUUUGAGAAAUUGGCGCAGGAGGCCUCCCGUUUGGCUAGGUACAACAAGAAGCCGACGAUCACCUCGAGGGAGAUUCAGACGGCAGUCAGAUUGGUGUUGCCUGGUGAGUUGGCCAAGCACGCCGUCUCCGAGGGUACCAAGGCGGUUACCAAGUUCACCAGUUCUUAGAUUCCUUAAUUUUAUUGAGAUCUGGUGCUGUUUGGUUUGAUUUGUUAGGCAAAUUUCUUUCAUUUUUUAAAUCAUCGCUGAGUUUUAGUUGUAAUCAACAGAUAAUUAGACAUUUUAUUUCCCCUAAUGGAGGCGUUUGAAUCUGGAAAUCUGAUUUUUUGUUUUUUUUUUUGCAUAUUAAUUUAUCCCUGAUAAUUGAGAAUUU
Rubroshorea leprosula is the source of this 695-nucleotide messenger RNA. NCBI's taxonomy places the organism in Eukaryota, Viridiplantae, Streptophyta, Magnoliopsida, Malvales, Dipterocarpaceae. The record is from the annotation of a GenBank genome assembly.